Danaus chrysippus (African queen) is the source of this 1113-nucleotide messenger RNA. NCBI's taxonomy places the organism in Eukaryota, Metazoa, Arthropoda, Insecta, Lepidoptera, Nymphalidae. The record is from the annotation of a GenBank genome assembly.
AUGAAUAAAACUUGCGCAAGGUGCGAAAAAACUGUUUACCCGACAGAGGAAUUGAAAUGUUUGGACAAGGUGUGGCACAAAGGCUGCUUCAAAUGCCAGGAGUGUGGUAUGACGCUCAACAUGAGGACGUACAAGGGUUACGGGAAACUGCCGUACUGUGAGUCUCACGUGCCCAAAGCCAAGCACACCACAAUGGCUGAAACUCCUGAAUUGAAGAGAAUAGCUGAGAACACUAAGAUACAGAGCAACGUGAAGUAUCACGCGGACUUUGAGAAGAGUAAGGGGAAGUUUACACAGGUUGCCGAUGACCCUGAAACUCUUCGCAUCAAGAUGAACACUAAGAUAAUCAGCAACGUGGCCUACCACGGAGAACUGGAGAAGAAGGCGAUGAUGGAGAAGCAGCGGCAGAUCAAUGAGAACGGAGAAAUAAUCGAUGUGGGCACCAAUGAUAACUACCACCACCAAAUCGAAACAUACGCCAACGAGAUGCUACCACCAAAUCUACCACAAAAUCUACCACCGAAUCUACCACAGAAGAAUCACUACCAAACACCCACACAAUCCCGCUACGAAUACCGUCAAGAAGAAGUAUACCCCAAGUAUGAAGACUAUCCGAGAAACGCAAACUACCAAACACAUAAUCAGAAUCAGAAUUACGGUAAUCUGAACCAGAAUUAUGGUAAUCAAAACCAGAAUUAUGGUAAUCAGAAAAUUGGUAGAAUACAGGAUUAUGAUCCAUUGAGUGAUGGUCCGAGGGCUGUUCCGAACACUCAAAGGGCAUCGGCUACCCUUAUAUAUAACAGCUCGAAUGAUAAGCAAGGAGCUCAUCAGUCUCAGUCGGCUCAGUCUAGACACAUCGGACGAGUUACAGACUUAGACCCGCUGGCGGCCGACCAGAACAGACAUACGACACACGGGAACCAGACGGUGUACAUUGCCAUGUAUGACUACGAAGCGAACGACAGUGACGAAGUGUCAUUCCGUGAGGGUGAUUAUAUAUCUAAUGUGACCUGCAUCGACGAAGGUUGGAUGACUGGCCAGGUGUUAAGAACGGGCCGCACUGGGAUGCUGCCCGCUAACUACGUGGAACUGGCGCCGCAAGGAUACAACUAA